Messenger RNA from Daphnia magna, 1614 nucleotides. RefSeq names its product glycoprotein-N-acetylgalactosamine 3-beta-galactosyltransferase 1. Gene Ontology annotation, molecular function: N-acetylgalactosaminide beta-1,3-galactosyltransferase activity. The transcript is spliced from 10 exons. The coding region runs from base 335 to 1486 and encodes 383 amino acids. The record is from RefSeq and is a predicted model, not a curated record. Gene Ontology annotation, cellular component: membrane. NCBI's taxonomy places the organism in Eukaryota, Metazoa, Arthropoda, Branchiopoda, Diplostraca, Daphniidae.
GUUAUGGGGAAUUGAAGGGCGCCAGAUGGCGAUGAGCCUAUGACCCAUGAUCGCCAUGGCCGUCAACGCGUCAACAAAAAGUGAAAUGAAAAAAGAGAAUAAUAACGUAGAACUGCUUGUCGAAUGCCACACAGUCUUUAAAAAGAUAACAGACAGUUGGUUUAAAAACACAAGAACCCCAUCCCAAAGUUUUUGUUUAGCUGCCACGUAGCUGCUGAUAGCAUACCGGCAUAAGGGACUAACAGUUGGUUCGUCACUGCUUGUGUUCAGUUUGAACGAAGUUUCAGUCAUCCUUUGGUAAAGGAGUCCUUUUUACCUUAUGGUGACCGCGUGAAUGUGGCAACAUCCUACUACGAUGUGGUCGUUAAGUCGCUCAACGGUGUUGACUCACACUGCGGCAAUAACCUUUGGCUUUUGCCUGGCGUACAUCUUCGAUUCGGUCCGCUUAUCAAGUCAUGUAUCCUUCACCAAUAAGAUUCAGCCACAUAUACCGGAAGAAGAUAGCAACGAUUUCCACGGCCACGGCCAUGGUAUCUGUGACGUCCAUAACGAAACGGGAAAGAAAAACGUUGCCGGCCCUAUGUUUGAUUUCGGUUUGCACGAUUCGCAAGAAAACUAUCAUGCUGGUGAAGACGAGGUAGCAAGGGAGCUGCACGAAAAAGUGCGUGUGUUGUGCUGGGUCAUGACGGGCCCCGACAACCACGAGAAAAAGGCAAUUCAUGUCAAACGUACUUGGGGCAAGCGCUGCAAUAUCCUCGUGUUCAUGAGCUCCAAAGAAGAUAAGUCAUUGCCUAGUGUGGCAUUACCCGUCAAGGAAGGCCGCCAAAAUCUCUGGGGGAAGACUCGUGAGGCCUACCGUUACGUUUGGGAACAUUAUAAAGAACAGGCAGAUUGGUUCAUGAAAGCUGACGAUGACACUUACGUUGUGCUAGAGAAUCUUCGCUACAUGCUGUCAGCUUACAAUGCAUCGGAGCCCAUUGCUUUUGGUCAUAAAUUCAAACCUUUCGUCCAACAAGGAUUUUUCAGCGGUGGUGCUGGCUAUAUCUUGAGUAAAGAAGCUACAAAAAGAUUUGUUGAAGAAGGACUUAAAAAUCCAAAAAAAUGUAAAAAGGCUGAGCCAGGAGCUGAGGACGUUGAAAUGGGCAGAUGUUUGGCCAACCUAAAAGUGAAAGCUGGUGAUAGCCGCGACUCGUAUGGCAGAGGUCGAUUUUUCCCAUUCGUCCCGGAAGACCAUUUACUUCCAGGACCCGUUACGAAAGAUUUCUGGUUUUGGAAGUACAUUUAUUAUCCAGUUAAAGAGGGGCUUGCCUGCUGUUCCGAUACGGCGGUGUCAUUCCACUACGUCUCGCCUAAUGAUAUGUAUGUGCUGGAUUAUUUGAUAUAUCACCUGAAACCCUUUGGAAUCCGAAGUAAUUUACAAGGGACUGCUGCCCCACCCCCGGACCAAGAUUUAAAAGCCACGCCAUGGCCAGGUCCACCAAAUUAAGAUGAAAUUUAAAAUAGAAUAAAAAGAAGUUUCUAUAAGUGAAGAUAUAGCGAAUUAAGAAAUUAUCAAUGGACAUCUGAGCUUGCUUAAAAUAAAUUUCUGGAUUUGUUCCUGCGAUUCACAGUUAA